AUGAAUAAAAAACUUAGUUUUCGAAAAAUUUUCGAUAACCGAGGUGUUGACUAUUUUGUCGAAAGUACCAUUAGUUUAUCUCAACCAAUAUUAGAUACUUCAACCACGGUUUCAAAAAUUGUUUUGGAAUUUGGAACCGAUGCCGCUUUACCUUUUGCCAAAUUUUUACCAUUGAUAAAUGAUUUAUCAAAAGUUUAUGAAACGAUAAUUAAAUUAUAUCAAACGGCUGAACAUAAUAAAAAAAUUUGUGGGGUUUUGUUGGAUAGGGUUACCGAAGCAGCAGUUAGAAAUUUAAAAAUUCGUCGAGAUGAUAAUCAAAAAUUCUUUACCGAACAAAAUUAUUUGAUUUUAAGAAAAUUACUUGGAACUAUUCAUCGAAUUAAAAAUUUUACCAAUGAUAUCUCUCAACUUACUGGAUUAAGGAAAUAUUUUCAAGCCAAAUCAAUUGAACAAACAUUUCAAGAAUUAACGAAUGAUUUUGAUUCUUAUAUGAGAAUCUUGAAUUUUUCGAUGAUUAUUAAAAAUCAAUUUCAAACCGAAAAAGAUAAACAAGUUUUAAAAGAGGAUGUUGAUGCUUUAACGAAGUAUCUCAAUGAAAUUGAAGGAGGUAUUACAGAUACGAAUAAAACAAUUAAUGUAGCUAUUGAAGAGGUGGCUGCGUUGAAACAUAAUUUCGAAAAGAGUAAUUCUGAUCAUAUAUCUUCUAAAAGUCGUGAACAAUUACAAUUAAAAGAACUUAUCAAUGAUGAACCACUUCAAAUUGAUGAUUUUUAUCCUCCCGAAAAAAAAAUUGGUAAAAAAGUUUAUCUAAGAAAACGUAAAUGUGAUCAACUGAAAUUCACUUUUAAAGAAGUUCCAAUUAAAGAUUCAAAUGAAAUUAUUCGAUUUUAUGGAUUAGCCACUGAUAAUGAGGUUUUAUAUUUGGUCACCGAAUGGAUGGAAAAUGGUUGUUUAAGAGAAUAUUAUAAAUCCAAUCCAAUAGGAAUUGAUUUAAAUCAAAAGAUUUGUUUCGCUUUGGAUAUUUCUAGAGGUCUUAAUUAUCUUACUUCAGUGAAAAUUUUACAUCAUGAUAUUAGUUCGGAAAAUAUUUUUAUUUCAUUACAAAAUCGUGCCAAGAUUGCGAAUUUUGGUUUGAGUAGAGGAUUCACUGAUGCCACUAGAAAUAUUAAAGCCAAUAUUCAAAAUAUUAGAUAUAUGUCACCGGAAAAAAUGAUUGAUUCAACGCAUGUUUAUGAUGUUAAAUGUGAAGUUUAUAGGUAA
Messenger RNA from Diversispora eburnea, 1260 nucleotides. The record is from the annotation of a GenBank genome assembly. NCBI's taxonomy places the organism in Eukaryota, Fungi, Glomeromycota, Glomeromycetes, Diversisporales, Diversisporaceae.